GUGCGCUGCAAGAAGAUCAUCGGGAAUCUGGGGAAUCUGGAGUUGGUACUCAAGCCGUUGGGGAGAUCUGAGCAAUCCGAGCAAUCCGAGAUCUGUGCGAUUUGUUUGGAUGCAGGACCUGGGUUCCGAAAGCUCCAAUGUAAUCAUGCGUUCCACUUGGAUUGCAUCAAGGCAUGGUGCAGAGAGCAAAUGAAAGAGGAGAACUUCGAAAGCAUUCAGUGCCCCAUGUGCAGAAGCCAGCACCAAAUUCCACUGAAGCCACUCCAACAGUAUCACUCUGACGUUGAGUCUGCGACUGCCCCAGUGAAGUUGCAACUCUAG
Molecule: messenger RNA, 321 nt
Organism: Cladocopium goreaui
Lineage: Eukaryota; Dinophyceae; Suessiales; Symbiodiniaceae
Source: the annotation of a GenBank genome assembly